Molecule: messenger RNA, 702 nt
Organism: Colletotrichum costaricense
Lineage: Eukaryota; Fungi; Ascomycota; Sordariomycetes; Glomerellales; Glomerellaceae
Product: cutinase
Exons: 4
Coding region: 1-702 (233 amino acids)
Molecular function (GO): hydrolase activity
Source: RefSeq, a predicted model, not a curated record
AUGCAGCCUCAAAGUAGUCUGUCGGCGCUUGCCGCCCUCGCCCCCAUGGUUCUGGCCUUGCCUCAACAGCAGCCUCCCCCGCCAGGCCCUCCAGCUGCUUGUGCACCGGUCAACAUCAUCGUCGCCCGUGGCAGUCUCGAGGCGCAGGGUGCCGGUUUGUUAGGCAAUAUCGCCAUGAACGCGUCGAUGCAGAUUCCCGGCUCCGUCAUUACGCCAUUGGUGUACCCGGCACAACUCGACCCGUAUCCGCCUUCCGUGUCGGCUGGUGUGAUGAACAUGACGACUCUUCUCAAUCAACAAGCGCAGCAGUGCCCCCAGUCGAAGCUCGUUCUGAUGGGAUACUCUCAGGGCGCACAAGUGUCGCUGGACACUCUUUGCGGUACCACGGAUGGCCCGAACUUCAACACGACUGUUGCCCAGGCACCCAUGGUCGGAAGCAAGAUCGCUGCCGUCGUCUUGUUCGGUGACCCAACCUUCAUCGCCGGCCAGCCCUUCGCCAAGGGAACCUCAAAGAAGAACGGCAUCUUCCCUCGUAUGGAUCUCGGCCCAUGCCAGACCCUGACGAGCAAGUUCGCAUCAUUCUGUGAUGACACGGAUCUCUUCUGCGCCUCGGGCCAGAACUUGACCGUCCAUCUCGGCUACUUCUCCAAGCAGGACUACGUAGCCCAGGCAUCUUCAUUCAUCGUGCAGCAGACCAAGUAA